Molecule: messenger RNA, 2418 nt
Organism: Nelumbo nucifera (sacred lotus)
Lineage: Eukaryota; Viridiplantae; Streptophyta; Magnoliopsida; Proteales; Nelumbonaceae
Product: M28 Zn-peptidase nicastrin
Biological process (GO): regulation of signal transduction
Cellular component (GO): membrane
Source: RefSeq, a predicted model, not a curated record
GGAGCGAACUCUUUGCGAGGAGGGGCUUUUGACCCGAGUCCAACACUGUUGCAGGGCAGCGCCUCGAACUGUCGAACGAGAGAUGGUUAUCAAGUUUAGCCCAGUCCACACGAUCUUCCUCUCUACAUACAAAACCUGGCUUUCGAUCUAACUCUCCCACUUCCGUCAUCCUCGCUGUUAGAAAAAUCACACUGAGACACUGAAACCAGACUUCCAUUCCAUACCUCCAGCCAAUUUUUUUAUUAUUAUUUCAGAUCGAAAUCCAAAACCCUAGAGUUCCUUCUCACUCUCACUCACUCUCUGUCUUCCGACCUCUACUGUUCUCUUCAAUGGCGGGGAGUAAAGGGCGCGAAGGGGAGAUGCUUGAAUCGAUCUACUCAGUACUGGCCUUGGUUUUCAUACUAGUGGCCUGUGUCGAGCUCGGCGAUGCUGCGACCGUCGUCGAUGUUUACAGGCUUAUUCAGUACGAUCUCGCCGGUGUUCCGUUCGGAUCUCGCCUUGCAAGUCUUAACCAUCAUGCUGGUUCUUUGCCAUUCGCACCUGGAGCAGAUCUUUCGCGUACUGUCGUUAUAAUUCCGUUUCGAGAAGUCAACAUUACCUUCCUCCGAGAUUACAUUAUGCAAAGACAGCCGUUAGGUGGCCUACUACUAUUACUUCCCCAAAACAUUAGUUCAGAAAGCAGAGAAGAGGCAGAGGAAGGUGACCGUAAUAAUGGAAAAGAGCUGAUAAGAAGUGAACUGGCUGAACUGGAAAAAUUACUUGUACAUGUCAACAUACCAUAUCCAGUGUACUUUGCUUUUGAGGAUGACAAGAUCACUGCUGUUUUAGCUGAUGUCAAGACGAAUGAUGCUACUGGUCAGCCUGCUACUGCAACAACUGGCGGAUAUAAGCUUGUGGUUUCCACGCCAGAACCUAAGAAGCUUGCAUCGCCCACGAUUACAAACAUUCAGGGAUGGUUGCCGGGAUUAAAAGCAGAUGGGGAUGUGAAUCAGCUCCCAACAAUUGCUAUAGUUGCUUCAUAUGACACAUUUGGUGCUGCACCGGCUUUGUCAGUGGGAAGUGAUAGCAAUGGAAGUGGAGUAGUGGCACUUCUAGAAAUUGCUAGGUUGUUCUCUCUCCUUUAUUCAAAUCCUAAGACAAGGGGAAGAUACAAUUUGCUUUUUGGGCUAACAUCUGGUGGACCUUACAACUAUAAUGGAACCUUUAAGUGGCUCCAGAGUUUUGAUCAGCGCUUGCGUGAGAGUAUUGACUAUGCCAUUUGCUUGAAUAGUAUUGGUUCUUGGGAUGAUGAGUUAUGGAUUCAUGUAUCUAAGCCUCCAGAAAAUGCCUACAUAAAACAAGUAUUUGAAAGUUUCUCUAGUGUAGCAGAGGAAUUGGGAGUCAAAAUUGGCCUGAAGCACAAAAAAAUUAAUGUUUCAAAUCCACGAGUAGCUUGGGAGCAUGAACAGUUUUCAAAGUCAAGAGUCACUGCUGUCACACUUUCUGAACUUUCUGUUGCACCUGAAUUACUAGAAAGCACUGGAGGUCUGUCUGACAGCAGGCAUUUUGUGAAUGGGAUUGCAGUUUCGAGAAGUGUCAAGUUAGUUGCUGAGAGUCUUGCGAGGCAUAUUUAUGGGCACCAAGGAAAGAACAUUCAGAUCUUUGCCGAUGGUAGUAGUUUAGCUGUCAAUCCUUUUUAUAUUCAGUCUUGGUUGGAUCUUAUGUCACAGACACCCCGUGUGGCUCCAUUUCUCCCAAAGAAUGAUCCGUUCAUCUUAGCUUUGAAAAAGGAAUUAGCGGAUCAUACUGCUGAGGUGAAUGUACAACAUGAGGCCCUUGAUGGAAUAUUCACUUUCUAUGAUUUGACGAAAGCAAGUCUUAAUAUAUAUCAGGUUGCUAGUGUGACUUUUGACCUGCUCUUGCUACUUGUGUUGGGUUCCUAUUUGAUAAUUCUGUUCAGCUUUCUUGUCAUCACAACUAGGGGUCUUGAUGAUCUCAUCAGCUUAUUCCGGCGACCUCCAUCCCGCAAGGUUAAAAUGGCUUGAGUGCAGCAUGUUAUAUUUUCUUCACACUGAACUCUUGUAGAAGUCAUAGAGCAGUUCCCCCAGGUAUCGCCACAGAUCAAAGCGAUGGUGGUGCAUUGUUGGUACACUAUAGCUUAGGUUGACAUAAGAUAGGGGAGGUCUAGCAAUUGGUCGAGGGGUCUGAAAUUCUAUUUUUAUUGUGCAAGAAAACAAAUUUUUGGUUUCAAUGCAAGUCAAAUUUUGGCUCAAGACCCAAUUCAAUAUUUAGUUUACCUUCUGUGCAUUUCUAUUAGGGUAUUUUACUUAUCUUGAAAGGAUAAUGUAACAAAUCCAGAUCCUUCUGAUCUGUUUGGAAACCUGUCUGUAAUUAUUUUAGCUAGGAGAAAUAAAUAGAAACUUAGCAUUUAGAAUCAAA